UUUCUUUUGUGACUCUCAUUAUCGUAAAAAACUUACAACGCGCACAAAGGAAUCGAUCAGAACCUGCCUCAUUCAUUCAGAGCUGCAUGUAAGCAACUUAGAACAUUUCUAACGUCCUUCAUGGUGGAUACCAUGAUCUAAGAGAGUACGUUACACUCUUAAAAGAAAAAGAAAUAAUUACUCUCGAGGAUUUAUAGCGAAGACAGAACCUGUUGAAAUACGCGUGAGUUUCAUUUAAGAUGAAAUCUCCCGGUUUCGGUAUUAGCUCAAUUCCAUUGGUAUCGAAAGCCUGUAAAAUCUUCAAGCUGAACAAAAAUGCCACGAUAGCAAAUCAAGGCUUUAAAAGGGUCUCUUCGCCUAAUGAUGUGUACCAGGACAUUUGUACGCCUCACAACAAGGAUCAAGAAACGGGAUUUAGUUGGAGGAAUACCCUAGCGAGAUGGCAAAGGAACACAGAAAGCGCGGGAGAACGAGCACGCUCGCCGAGAACUUCUGUCAGAAUUUAUGAGAACCCAUGGGGAAGACAAAAUACAAGAGACAACACGACAAAUGUGGGCAACGAAGAGAUAGAAAAAGGCAACGGAGACGAAGGCGUUCUUACCCUAGAGAUGAUAAAGCCCAGUAAUGGCUACCUCGGUCUGGUGUUGGUCGGAGGAGCUGAUUCACCACUAAAAAACCACUACGUCAGCGAUAUCUUACCCAACUCCUGCGCAUCCAAAUGUAACUGCGUACGAAUUGGAGACGAGCUACUCGAAGUAAACGGUCACAAACUGAGCGGGCGCACGCAUGCCGACGCACUCACGAUCUUUCGAUCCCUUCCCUCAGUAAUCAAACUCGUAGUCUUCAGAAAUAAAGACGGGAAUAAGACUUUGCUUGGGUCACUCCGAAAACCACCCGAAGACGUCGCGAAUCGACCCGAAGGCGACCCGAACAUUACGUCUCCCCAAAAGCGCUCAGCUCGUAAACGCAGUAUCAUGGAAACGACGACAGAGACGAGCAUAACAUCAAACGCGACUACAGUCAUCGAGGUAUUGAAGUCGCCAAACCCGUUUAUGCGCCCCGCCAAGCAGGUUAGACGGGUUUCCCGAUGUUCGUCGUUCCUCGGUGCCAGGCUGAAGGAGGAGGAAGAGGAUGUGUCGAGCAUGCGCAGUGGUGACGCUGAGGAGAGCGUGUUUGAUAGAGGGAGCGUGCUGGAUUGCGACGACUCUUUGAGCUUCAUCAGCAACACAUCAGAGUGGUGCGCGCAACAGCUAAAAACAACAUUACAAGAGCGAGGACCGCUAAGUCCAUCCUGCCGCCGAAACUCGUGCAUCUCAUUAAAAAGUCUCGCAGAGUCCCUCCCAGGAACCAUCAACGAAAGCGUCUGCGCAAAAGGCCCCUUCAACGACAGGUGGUCCUCAGAUGAGUACGAUUCGAUGUCCUGCAAGUCUCAGUACCCCCGUGACGGUUCCUUGAGGGUACGCAGCCCCCCACUGAUUGAGGACCCUCGGGAGACUUCCAAUGAGGAUCAACCGCAAACCCCAGUAAUUCUGCGCAAAGGCUCACUUCGUGCAAGAGGAGGUCUGAGCCUGCGACGUAUUAGCGGUAUAGGAAACCAAGAAGUCCCAGCAACCUGGCCUGCUACGGUUAAACAGAGGCAACGGUCCUCCAUCAACUGGGACACUUUUAUGCCCCCAAAAGAAAGUCCACUUCAAAGAAGCCGCUCGUUUUCCAAUAGGUCCUCAUCUAAGCACACGAUAUUUGUCCCUCCGUCUCACCCACCUGUUAAAAAUGGGCCAGAUGCCAACGAGAAAGAAAGGUCAAAUCGGACUAAGGUUCAGAGAACAAAUAGCGGACGAUAUAUCACCGAGAGAAAGACCAUUACUACUGAGGUAGUUAAGGACAACAGAACUGGGGAGUGGGGCUUUAUCAUCGGAGGGGGAAUGUGCUCCCCAUACGGGAACUUACCCAUUCACAUCCUGGACAUUCAAAACCCGGGAAUAUCCGGCGUACUGAGGAAAGGCGAUGAAAUUAUUGAUUUUAAUGGAGACAACUUUGAAGACGUCACUUACUUAGAAGCUGACCGUGUAAUACGACAGUACGAAGGCACGAAAGCGAGGCUGAUUAUUAAGCGAAAACACGUAACGCGAAAUAGAUUACAAAUGGCAAACACUUUUGGGAAUGUCUGGAGCGCGCAUGCGCGUGGGACAAAAAUAUCGCGGGCUCGUCCGGGAUCUUUCUACUACUGAAAAUUUAACCUGACAUUUACUUGAAAUUAUUCGCUUUUUAAUUUUCAUUGUUUUUUUAGUAGGCACAAUCCACAUUAUCUGACUGUGUUCAUUUUUUAGUGGCAAUGUAUUUGAACAUUUAAAAUCAAAUUAAAACUUAUUUUGAGGCUGAA
Molecule: messenger RNA, 2380 nt
Organism: Nematostella vectensis (starlet sea anemone)
Lineage: Eukaryota; Metazoa; Cnidaria; Anthozoa; Actiniaria; Edwardsiidae
Exons: 3
Coding region: 240-2228 (662 amino acids)
Molecular function (GO): protein binding
Source: RefSeq, a predicted model, not a curated record